This is a messenger RNA of Sitodiplosis mosellana (orange wheat blossom midge), 1836 nucleotides long. RefSeq names its product aldo-keto reductase family 1 member B1-like. The record is from RefSeq and is a predicted model, not a curated record. Gene Ontology annotation, molecular function: aldose reductase (NADPH) activity. The transcript has 5 exons. Lineage: Eukaryota; Metazoa; Arthropoda; Insecta; Diptera; Cecidomyiidae. Bases 446 to 1432 code for a protein of 328 amino acids. Gene Ontology annotation, cellular component: cytosol.
UCGCAUUUGAAUCAGUACAGUCUUUCAAAUUUUUUCGAUACCAGAAGUGUACGUGCGUGUGAGUGUGUCGGUGCUUGUAUGUGUGUACGUCUUGAAGUGCGUUUUCAUUGAAUGGUGUGCAAAUCUCCCGUUUUUUCUCACUUUUUGAAUAAUUGCGUGCAUAAAAAAGCGUGUACAGCAUUGGAGUGCUGGCUAACUCUAAAUCAGUUCCAUUGUUCAAAGUGUGUUCAUUAGACGCUAAAUUUUCGUGCCGAUAUAAUCUCUAUCCAGUAGCUUGUUUGCUAGCGUGAAGAAAAAAACAACAGCAUUUAAACCGAUUAUUUUCCGUUUGAACUGAAUCGCAACGAAAGGUUCUCAAUUCAAAGAAAAGAUAAAAAAAGAAGUUAUUACUGUGUUAUUCGAUUUUUUGUUGCAUCACUUUGUGUAGAAGAAGCCAUCAAACAAAAUGCGAUUUGUUAUCGUAGCCAUUUCAUUUUUGAUAUCAGUGUACUGUGUACCGUAUUAUCAACAGCCGAUUUUCGCGCCCGUGGUUCAACUCAACAAUGGUAAUACGAUGCCGAUCGUUGGCCUCGGAACAUAUUCCUCUUUAGGCGGACAAUGCGAACAGGCAGUGAAAGAUGCGAUCGAUGUCGGAUAUCGACAUAUUGAUACGGCAUAUCUCUAUGGAAAUGAAAAAGAAGUGGGAAAUGCAGUACGAGCGAAAAUUGCAGAAGGUGUAAUCCGUCGUGAGGACAUUUUCAUCACAACAAAACUGUGGAACACUUUCCAUGAGCCCGAUCAGGUGCCGUUUGCUUUCCAGAAAUCGCUUGAUAAUUUGGGAUUGGGCUACAUCGAUUUGUUUUUAAUGCAUUCGCCGGAAUCGUAUCAUCGCAUAGCUAAAGCCGGUUUAACCCAUGCUCCACAAUCCAUCGAAGAUAUCGAACUCUUUCCAAAGGAUGCUAGCGGCCGAGUGCUGACGUCCAACGUUGAUUUUAUCGACACUUGGAAGGCGAUGGAACAACUGAUGAGUUCGGGCCUUGUUCGAAGUAUCGGCGUAUCAAACUUUGAAAUUCCACAAAUUCAACGACUCGAAUCGGUUGCUCAAAUCAAACCAGUUGUCAAUCAAAUUGAGUGUCAUCCAAAUAAAAACCAGCGUCCAACCAUCGAUUAUUGCUCAUCCCGUGGCAUUGCAGUCACAGCAUACUCUCCUCUUGGUAAGCCCCACGAGGCCCAUGGCAAACAAAUCGCUAUAAAAGAUCCGAAUGUUCAAAUUAUUGCCGCACGGUACAACAAACAACCAGCCCAAGUCAUUUUGCGCUAUACGGUCCAGAACGGCGCUUUAGUGAUACCCAAAUCGACGCACAAAGAACGGAUCGCCGCCAAUAUUGACAUUUUCGAUUUCGAACUAGAUGCCCACGAAAUGGAAUACCUGAACUCACUGAAUGGCCAGUAAAAUAAUGCGCUUUAUUAUUAUUUUUUAUUCCUUUAUUUCUUCGUCGCCGCGAAAUGUCUUUUGUGUGAAAAAAACCAGCAAAAUGUGAAACAGAAAAAAAACUCACGUAAAAUUAAACGAUACGAAACUUAAUUAACGCUGUUGCUCUUGCUUUGGCUGCUAUACAAUAUAGCAACGAUGCUAACCGAUUCCAAGCCAAUAUUAUUAUUAUUAUUAGUUGGUUUUCAUUUUACAAAAAUAUAAAUCGUUCGUAGCUUUUAGAUUCUUUGUUUGCUAGAAACCGGUUUCCUUUUCCAUUGUAUCUUCGAACUUCAUCUCUCUCUCUCUGUGUGUGUGUGUCUUCUUUUUUGCUGUUGUUCGUUUAAAAUAAAAAAUUUAUGCAAAUUUACUUGCAAUAAUCAUAA